Messenger RNA from Candida tropicalis MYA-3404, 2343 nucleotides. RefSeq lists its product as uncharacterized. Bases 1 to 2343 code for a protein of 780 amino acids. The transcript has a single exon. NCBI's taxonomy places the organism in Eukaryota, Fungi, Ascomycota, Pichiomycetes, Serinales, Debaryomycetaceae. The record is from RefSeq and is a predicted model, not a curated record.
AUGAAUGCUGUCUCAUCAUUCAUACCAGAAAAUGAAACCAAGAUUGAAUUAAGAUCAUUAUGGGAUAUAUUUUCAAUGCUCUUUGAUUUUGGUGAUUUCAUGGAUCCAAGUGAUAUUUUAUCUAAUGAUAAUUUUGUCUCUGCUCAAAUCAUGAUGGAUAUUAUUUCUGCUUCAGUACCAGAAGAUGAGACUCAAAUUGAAGUUACUCAAUUGUAUACAAUUUUAUCUGAUUUCUAUCCUGUGCCCGAUGAACCUGAAUCAAGCGCUAGUGGAAUGGUUAAUUGGAUUGAAUCAGUUGAAGCUACUGAAGAAAAUAGCCCAUCAACUAUUAUUACAACUACAUCAGAAACCGAGGAAAAACCACAAUUCACUACGUUGACAACUGCCAUUGUUGAAUCAUCCAAGAGUAUUCAAAUUGAACUUUCAUCAUUACUGUCUAUCGUAUCAAGUCAUUUUUCUUCCAUUGAAACAACAAAACUAACUAGUAUUCCUAGUGAUACUCCAAGUAAACCAGCUCCUAUUGUUGCUCAAUUAAUGAAUGUUGUUUCACAAUAUGUACCAGAAAAUGAAACCAAAAUUGAAUUAAGAUUCUUGUGGGAUAUUUUUGCUGAUUUUUUUGACUUUGGUGAUUUCAUGGAUCCAAGUGAUAUAUUAUCUAAUGACAACUACAUCACUGCACAAAUUAUGAUGGAAAUCAUUUCUGCUUCAGUACCAGAAGAUGAAACUCAAAUUGAAGUUACUCAAUUGUAUACAAUUUUAUCUGAUUUCUAUCCCGUGCCUGAUGAACCAGAAUCAAUUACCAGUGGAAAUGUUGAACCAACUAGUUCUGUUGAAGAAAUUGAUGAAUCUAUUGAAACAGAUGAAACUAAAGUUAUUAAAUCUUCCAUUUCAAGUAUGGAUCCAGAAAUUACUAAAGAAAGUUCAUCUAUUGACUCAUCAGAGUUCACUACAGAUUUAACGGUUGAAGAAUCAUCAAUUAUUGCUUCAACAUCACAAACUGAAUAUAAGAAACUGGUUACUACUUUAUUAACAUCUACCAGUGAUUCAUCCAUAAAAUCACAUACUCAACUUUCAUCAUUAGUGUCACGUUUAUCUAGUCAUAUUUCAUCUGUUGAAACAUCUCAACCAACUGGAGCUCCUAUUAAUAGACCAACUACUAUAGCUGCUAUAGUUAAAGAAAUUAUUAAUAUUGUUUCAUCAUACAUACCAGAAAGUGAUAACAGUAUUGAUUUGGAUCUUUUGUGGAGUAUAUUAAUUGAAUAUUUCAAUUCUAAAAAUUUGAAUAAACCAAAUGGUGAUAAAGAUGUUGAAUCAAAUAAUGAAGAUGCUCAAGAGAUUAUACAUUUGAUUUCUUCUUCUUUACCUGAAGAUGAAACUCAAAUUGAAAUAAAUUAUUUGGCUUCCAUUUUAUCUGAUUUUUAUACAUUACCUGAAGAACCUAAAUCAAUUACUGAAACUGAUGUUUUGAUUGAAUCAUCUAAUCCAAUUGAAGAAAUUAUUGAUGCUAUUGAAAGUUCUACCCCCUUUUCUACAUCAUCUUCAUCUUAUUUCAGAAUUCAAUCACAAGAUACUUCAUCUAAUAGUCAAUCACAAGUUGCUUUAGAUACUGAUGCUUCAUUAGUUCCUUCCCAAACCAAUGUAUUAGAAUUAUCAUCAUCAUCAUCAUCUACAUCUACAUCUACAUCUACAUCCAGUUCUUCAUUUACAUCUACACUUGGAAGAUAUUCAUUCACAACCAAUAUUAUUUCUAAAACUACUUCGACAUCAUCUGUUUCAACUCAAGGUGUUAGUUCAGUAACUCAAAAUGGGGUACUAACUAAUCCAAGUGGGGAAGCUGCUGUAAUUAAUUGUGAAAAACAAGGAACAAAUUGUAGACCAUCACCUGAUGCUACCACACAAGGACAACUAGGUAUUGGUGGUUCUACUAAUGGUGUUACAAUUACAGGGCCAAGAAACCCAGAUGAACAACAACAUCAACAACAUAAUCAACAACAACAACAACAACAACAACAAGGAGGUCUUGGAAUUUCACGUGGUCAAUCAACUGAUAAGGAACAAAACCAAGAAAAUCAAAAUGGUGCUGCAGGAGUCGCUAAUUUGACACAUAAUACAAGAAUUUCAACUUCUGAAAAUAACAAUCUUAAUAAACCUUCUCAAGAGCAAAGAGAAUCUAAUCAAAUAAAUAAUAGUGGUACAAGUCCAGCCAGAGGAAUGAUUUCAGCUGGUAAUAAUAUUUUUGAACCUACUGAAGUUCCAGAAAUUCCAAUUUCUAUUAGUGGUGGCUCAAUUAAUGUUCCAUCUUCAUUGAUUGCAAUUCUUACUGCAAUCAUCUUUAUUCUUUAA